Trypanosoma theileri is the source of this 432-nucleotide messenger RNA. RefSeq names its product ER membrane DUF1077 domain-containing protein. Gene Ontology annotation, biological process: protein folding in endoplasmic reticulum. Bases 1 to 432 code for a protein of 143 amino acids. The record is from RefSeq and is a predicted model, not a curated record. Gene Ontology annotation, cellular component: EMC complex. NCBI's taxonomy places the organism in Eukaryota, Euglenozoa, Kinetoplastea, Trypanosomatida, Trypanosomatidae. The transcript has a single exon.
AUGAGUAAACCCACAUCUCAGAUGUCCGAGAUGGAUAUGCAGCGGAUGCGUACGUAUCGACGCCUGAAUGAACUUCGCAUGCAGCCGCUGAAGUCACUGCCCAUGACGGCCUUUAUGAUGUGGAUGGUGGGAAAUGAGGUGAGUAUCUUCUCCAUUAUGUUUGUUGGAAUGGCGGUGGUGAAUCCCCUGCAGUCCAUACUCGGCUGCGGUAAAGUGUUUGCGGAGUUUGCCGACGAUGUCAGUCAAGACGCGGGUAUUCGCAGUGCGGUGGCGCAGUCCAAACUUAUCUACAUUGGCUGCUGUCUCGUGGCCUUCACAGUCGCGUUGGUGAAACUCAGCUGGAUGGGAUUGAUGCCGGUGAAUGCAAUGGACUGGUUAGACACCACACCGCCAGUGUAUAAGGAACACACACUAGGUGUCUAUACCGCGUGA